AGUCAGCGAAAAUUGGCAAAAUGUGGAACAAACCGUAUAUGGGAAUAAUAAUUUUGUGUAUGCUAGCCAGCGGUGGAAGAGCCGUACCCACCGAUUUGGCCAGAUACUCUCAGUUGGGACAAGUACCGUUGACGGCAGCCAACAACAGCGUGGUGUCCACCACUGAUCAUUUGGGUCUCCUGCAGGAGACGUCCUCGGUAGCUCCUGACUUCGAAUACUCACUACUGGGCGAGGAUCCGCAGGAUCAGCAAUGGUUUCGCGUCAGUCUUACUCCGAAAACCAACAAAACUGGCUACCGCGCACAGUUUGCCACUCGAAAACAUCCGCCCUUUAAUUCGCAAGUGGCCCACCGGCAUGAUAAAACUAUUCAGGAUCUGCUUAACUGGCUGGACCGUUCCGAGGAUCAGAGUUUGUGGAAAGUUUAUCGUGAUCUCUUGGAGUACACACCACAGGCACAGUCAUCCAGCCAGGAGUAUCCUAAUGGCAACGUAAUCGAAAAAGCGAAGAAGUCGUCCCAGAAGCAGAAAUGUCAUAGGCGCAAUCACCGACUGCUCCUGGUGGAUGAAGAUGGAACCAGUACCACGACAUCAUUACCACCAAGUAAGGACCAAACGCAACCGACACAUGAGUUGGUUUAUUUCAUAAGGGAGCCUAAGUAAGCCCAAAGAAAUAGCAGUUCUAAAGACGUAAUAUUCGGGUUUAUAAUAUUUAUUAAUACAUUAUAAAGACAAGUUUAC
Drosophila melanogaster (fruit fly) is the source of this 737-nucleotide messenger RNA. RefSeq lists its product as uncharacterized. The coding region runs from base 60 to 659 and encodes 199 amino acids. The transcript is spliced from 2 exons. NCBI's taxonomy places the organism in Eukaryota, Metazoa, Arthropoda, Insecta, Diptera, Drosophilidae. The record is from RefSeq and is marked reviewed.